ACUACACAGUAGUCGACGCCAACAGUCUGUGGUGUAGGACGUGAUUUGUUUACCGCUAAUUCUGUUUCGUUUUCCUUUCGUUUUCUUACAGUUUACAAAGCAUUUUUUUAAAAUUUUGUAAUAAGUAGAAUACAAUUUGAAUUGUGAUGGAAAUGAAUUUGCGUUUUUCAUUUAAAGUGUAGUGUUUUUAAACGACUCAACGUUAAAUUAAAUCAUACUCAGCCUAGGACUGAUUGAUCUAGCAAGUACAAUGGAUACCGCUAUGGACAACCCCUCGUAUUUUGCGGUGGCACAAGGUUUGCAAAGGAGAAUUUUACCGUUGCUUGAUCGACAAAGAAUGGCUAAGAACAAAACAGAGACAUCUACUAUGGGUAGAACCAGGAAAAACGAAAGGAGUGGUAAAUGUCUAACGAGGACUUUGAGUGCCAACAUUGAAGAAGCAAGGUUAUUGGUGAUGGGACAGCCUAGACCUUCAGACGUUGCACCAUCCAUUAAACACAAAAGACACGCUAGCACAGGACAUAAGGAUUCUCUCCAACACGAUUUGGUACACUGUGAUCUUCAAUUGGACGGUGACGUAUUCUUCAGCAGUAGUGGUGAUGUUCGAUACAGUAAUUUAAAAGCACCGAUCAGAGGAGGGCGCCGACAUUCGAUCGGAUCGUUUGGCAACUAUUCCAAUAGACGUUCGUUAACAGAGUGUAUGUCUAAGACAUCACGUGCCAAACUCUCAUCCGGAAGCGAUCCUAAGGAAAUGAAGUCAGAUUGUUUAGAUAUCGUCAUUGUCUCAAGUGGAGAUAGUGAGGCUGCUAUGAUGUGGAUUAAUUUUCUAAUACAAUGUUUUCAACACUUCAAUCAAAAAGAAAAUAAGUCUCCGUAUAGAAUCCAAAGAGUGCGAUUGGAAGAUGUAUUGUCGGGUGUAAUGUCAGCACCACGGCAAGAAAGGUGCAGUCAAGCUCGACUUCAAAUUGUGCUUGUAUGUCCAAUUUUCUUAGAAAGAAUACUUUCGCAUUCAAAUCGUUCAGAUUCCCUUAGUGCAUUACUACAAACCAAUCGAAUGUUGGCCCUUCUAGUAGGUGUUACUGAAGCCGAUAUUACGGAUCAGCAUAAAACGGUGUUAGUAGACUAUGAUAAAUGGAGGAAAAUGGCCGUUAAAGAUCAAGAUCGAGAAUCAGUAGGAGAUUUUUAUGGAGUGUCCAUGGAUAUUUUAAGCAAAUCUGUGCACACACAACAUUUGACCAGCGUAUCUGAGGAUAGCGCUAAAUUUUCAAUUACACCGAAAAAGAUAAAAAUUGGACAAAAUAAAAUAAUUAUAUUGCUAUCUGAACCGUUAAAUGCAGAAGAUAAUAUUGUUAUCAGCGUGGAUAAAAAUGGGCAUAAAAUAGAAGUGACAAACGUUACAAGAAGGAAUCCAUAUACAUUACAAUUUAAAAUGCCAUUGAGCUGUUUACAAGUAUCUGUUAUUGUUAAUAUAAUUGUCGAAAAAAAUGGACAGUCAUUAGGUCAACGGUCGGUUAAAUGUGAAAGUCGCAUGCGAGAAUUAGAUCAAUUACUACGUUCUUUAGAUAACCCAAUGAAUUUUUUGUGCCAAACUUUUGGAUUAAACCCUGCAGAUAGAGAACAACUAGAUCUAUUUUUAGUCACAGCCUAUGUAAAAAACGUUCCUCCUAAUUUCCAUCUUCUUCAACCAGCAGGUUCGAGAUAUCAAUAUAAUCAUGAAGAAUAUCCUACAAUGCUUCACUUUGCUGCUAAAUUUGGUCUGGAAAAAUUAUCUUGGCACUUGUUGGAAAGUCCUGGUGGCGAACAAGCUUGUCAAUUGCGUAACGCAAAUCAAAUGACACCCGCAGAUGUAGCUGAAGCUUCAAAUCAUAAUAAAUUAGCUCAGGCUCUCAAGGGCUACAUGCAAAUGACAGAACUUACUAGCAUGUAUAGCAUCUUGAAAGGAAUGUCAGAUGGUCAUCAACCAAAAGAUGAUCCCGAUGCUAAUUAUUUGCUACCACGGCCAUUAAAUGACAGUUACUUAAUCCCACCAGCACCUAGACCUGUCGAAUCUUUAAAUAACAUGCAUUUUUAUACUAAUGUUGGUUCUCCUCUCACCAACAACACUGCUAUGUUUAACUAUCAGAUACCUCCACCACCACAAUCGAUAUUCUCUACCAACUAUCAAGUACCUACCAAUGGUAGACCGUAUAGUCCUUCAAAUACUUGUUCGUCAACGCCACCAUUGCCCUCAUCACCUAAAGACAUUAAUUCACCAGGAAGCUACCUAGAAAUGAGUUCUACCUUAGGAUCAUCUAAUUAUUUACGAGGAAAUCUUUCGUUAGGGGACAAUAUAAAUAAUAAAUCUAUAAAUCGAUCUACCGACUUUUUGAACAGUAACUCACGAGGUAGUAAUCAUACGUUGUCAACUCCUCAAGAUGAACUAUUGGAAAUCAUACAUGAUUUUAAAAACAAUGUCUUAACAAUUAAUGAAGUCGAAAAUUUAGUAGAAACCUGGAAAAAUCGACAUGAUGUACAGCAAUCUUUUAAAGAAAAACAGGAACAACUUAACCAAAUGCGUGCCGAAUACGAUCGAAUUCAACAACGUAUGAAAGAUCAAUUAAAACGGCCUACACCUUUUGAACGUAUCAAAAAAUUCUUCGGAAAAGGAAAAUCAAAACACGCCGAAGGAUCUCCGGAUAAUAUAAGUAAAAGAAAUAGUUCGGAGAAUCAAUCAAAAAGACCUACCAGCAGUUUGAGUUUACAAAGUUCGAGUAGCUCUAACUCUUGUGGACGUUCUAGUACUGUAAGUGUCAGUAGUAUAAAUGAUAACAGUUUAUAUCAUUCUGAAAAUAUGGAAGAUGGAAAAAAGAUAUUAUUUCCUUCGUAUUUCGAUCAACCACACUCAUUCUCUACAUUUCUUCAAAACAAAACGAUGGAUUUUUCUGGUCAUGAUUAUGGAAAUGUCAUGUACUCUCCAGUAGGGUCAACUACCGCUGAAACUAUCAUAGAAGAAUCGGAAAUUCCAUUCGCCAUUCCUAGCACCUCUAAGAUAAUUUCUCAUCCUCUAGGAGUGUCUGCUAUUAAAUGCAUGACCGGUAUAGCAUACUCACUUGCCACCUCUCCUACAGAAGUCGAAGAUUUCACCCGGGAAAAUAAAAAUACUAGUAAUGAAAGUGAAGAAAUUUCUGAGUUUGCUGAAAAUGAUUACAGUAAUAGUAACGCUCAUUUAGAAAACGUGGAAGAUAAAGUACAACAGCUGUUCGAUAAUAUGCCCGAUUAUACCAAUGUGAGUGUAGGGGAGUGUAGAGAAGCGUGUAAAUAUACUUCGGUACAAAUAUAAGCGACAUAUAAUACUAAUUAUCAAAACAAAGUUUUUGAAAUUAUUGUUCCUUUUGAUUGAAUCGAUUUAAUUCAAAAUCAGAUUUAUUUUUUACAACGAAAAUUUAUAUAGUAUUGUUUUGAAAAUUGGUUGCUCUAAUUAAGUACAUACUAGGUAUACAAGAUCUGUAUAUUAUACUUGUCUUUUUUCAUGUAGACAUAUAUCUAGCCAAAAAUACUCAUAUAAAAUAUUGAGCAUCGUUAAUAUAUAGAAAAAUAUGUACCUUAUGUAGUCGAUUGAAACACAAGGGUUGUUCAGCGAAAAUCUGAAUUUAUUUAACAUUAAUUUGAUCUAACCUAUUAAACAUGAUUGACAUGUUAUAAACAAAUUUUUAAUUGCAAGGUGUCUGUACUUUUUAUUAUUGUUAUUCUAGUUUCAAUGUUCAAUAUUACUUUGUUUUAUGUAAAACUUUUAUUCGUUUUAUAAAAUUAUUUAAAAUCCAUUAAUAAUUGUCAUGAGAUCGUUUUUUAAUACAUGAAAAUUAUGUAAAUUGAAUACACCAAAAUACGAUCAUUCCUAUUUAGUUAUUAUAUUUGUGGUUUUAGUCAAAUUUGGAUAAGUACUAGUAACUUUUAUAUCGAUAUUUAAGUACAAUGCUAAACAAACAAAUAUGUAAUUUUUGCUUAAAUGUUUAUUUUAUACUACCUUUAUUUUUCAAUUUUUUAAUUUUUGUUAAAUAAUAAAGAU
Molecule: messenger RNA, 4045 nt
Organism: Daktulosphaira vitifoliae (grape phylloxera)
Lineage: Eukaryota; Metazoa; Arthropoda; Insecta; Hemiptera; Phylloxeridae
Gene: stumps
Product: phosphoinositide 3-kinase adapter protein 1
Exons: 16
Coding region: 251-3319 (1022 amino acids)
Cellular component (GO): cytosol
Molecular function (GO): transmembrane receptor protein tyrosine kinase adaptor activity; fibroblast growth factor receptor binding
Source: RefSeq, a predicted model, not a curated record